CCUCAUUCAGAAACACAAUGCAGAAGCUUCUCCUCUACACCGCCAGUACCCCUAACGGCCAAAAGGUACAAAAUUUUGCUGAAGAGCUCAAGGCUACUUACCCUGGCAAAUUCGACUUUGAAUACAAGAGCGUCUCACUCUCCAAGAACGAGCAAAAGGAAGACUGGUUCAUCAAGAUCAACCCCAAUGGUCGCAUUCCCGCCCUGGUAGACCCCAACAACAACAAUUUCUGCGUCUUCGAGACCGCCGCCAUCCUCCUUUACCUCGAGAAGAAGUAUGACCCCGAGCACAAGUUUUCCUGGCCAUCUUCUGACCCUCAGGCUGAUGACUACCGAUCGGAAGUUCUGCAGUGGAUGUUCUUCAUCCACGGAGGCGUAGGACCCAUGCAGGGUCAAGCCAAUCACUUCAACCGAUACGCGCCCGAAGACGUCCCCUACGCCAAGAAGCGCUACACGACUGAGACUAUCCGCCUCUAUGAGGUCCUCGAGUCUCGCCUCGAGGGCCGCGACUGGCUCGUCGGCUCAGGCAAAGGACAGUACUCCCUUGCAGACAUCAAUGCCUAUCCCUGGGUGCAGUGGUACCGCUGGGCCGGACUCAAAGACGAGCAGGUUGGACCGAACGUCAAGGCUUGGGUCAAGAGGAACUUGGACAGGGAGGCGGUUCACAAGGGAAUGUACGCCCCUAGCGGCAAGAACGAGAUCCUUGACAUGGUCCUCGACCCCGACUUCUUCACCAAGCACGCAGAGGGCGUGGAGAAGCACGCAAAGGAGGCAUCGGCCUGGGUCAUGAAGGGCAUGAAGGACGACAGUGAGAAGGCCGACAAGAAGUGAGGUAUGAGAAGAAGGCAA
Messenger RNA from Microstroma glucosiphilum, 848 nucleotides. RefSeq names its product putative theta class glutathione s-transferase. The coding region runs from base 18 to 830 and encodes 270 amino acids. The record is from RefSeq and is a predicted model, not a curated record. NCBI's taxonomy places the organism in Eukaryota, Fungi, Basidiomycota, Exobasidiomycetes, Microstromatales, Microstromataceae. The transcript has 8 exons.